Hibiscus syriacus is the source of this 1043-nucleotide messenger RNA. Its product is annotated as protein DETOXIFICATION 44, chloroplastic-like. Bases 1 to 699 code for a protein of 232 amino acids. Gene Ontology annotation, cellular component: membrane. The transcript has 8 exons. Gene Ontology annotation, molecular function: antiporter activity; xenobiotic transmembrane transporter activity. NCBI's taxonomy places the organism in Eukaryota, Viridiplantae, Streptophyta, Magnoliopsida, Malvales, Malvaceae. The record is from RefSeq and is a predicted model, not a curated record. Gene Ontology annotation, biological process: transmembrane transport.
AUGGCUUCGGACCGGUCUAAAAGGAGUUCUUCGCUAAUCAAAGCAAGGACCCUUAGUGUCAGCUUACUAAAUGGAACAUUGGAUGCAAUCUUGAUAUUUCCCAUUGGUUUUGGUGUUAGAGGUGCGGCAGUUGCUACUGUGAUUUCUGAAUAUCUGAUUGCCAUCAUUCUUCUCUGGGAGUUGAAUGGGAAAGUUGCACUGAUCUCUCCAAAUGUUGACUGGAGAAAAGUUCCCCUCUACGUAAAAUCUGGUGGACUUCUUAUAGGCAGGACAAUAGCAACCCUUGGAACUCUGACACUUGCAACAUCACUGGCAGCUAGGCAGGGGCCCAUUCCUAUGGCUGGUCAUCAGAUUUGCGUUCAAGUUUGGUUGGCAGUAUCUUUGCUAACUGAUGCUUUAGCACUCUCUGGUCAGGCUCUUCUUGCCACUAAUUACUCCCAAGCAAAUUAUCAACAAGCUCGCGAAGUGAUUUACGGUGUUCUUAAGUUUGGUUUGGUAACGGGAUUUUCUUUGGCUGUAAUCUUAUUAAUUGGAUUUGGAGCAAUUUCUGGCUUAUUUACAACAGAUUCACCUGUUCUCCAAAUUGCCUGGUUGGGUACUUUGUUUGUCGCUGGGUCUCAGCCAGUGAAUGCCAUGGCUUUUGUUCUUGAUGGGCUCUACUACGGGGUUUCAGACUUCGAAUACGCUGCCGUGUCAUAAGUUGUUUUAACUUCCUUUCAUGCUAACCUAUGACUAAGUAUGAGUUUUGCUGUAAUAAUCUUUGACAAACUGAUAUAUUUCCCAUAUGUGAUUGUGUAGGUGGUAAUUGGAUUGAUCUCAUGUGCAUUCCUAGUGGUGGCUGAUUCUUUGUUCAGUCUUGGUGGAAUGUGGACUGGCCUAUUUCUCUUCAUGACCUUGCGGGUGGUUGCUGGAUUUUGGAGGUUGGGCACAAAAAGUGGGCCAUGGAAAAUGAUUUAUUGUGAGACGGAGAGAGGAAAGGGAUAAGAUUAAGAAGAAUGCAUCUAAGCAGGCAGGGCCAAAGCUUUCAAGCUAUACGAAGGUGG